Molecule: messenger RNA, 4194 nt
Organism: Zootoca vivipara (common lizard)
Lineage: Eukaryota; Metazoa; Chordata; Lepidosauria; Squamata; Lacertidae
Source: RefSeq, a predicted model, not a curated record
GCGGGGCCAACAGAAGCUUGCGGAGGCGGCGAAGAGAAAGCAGAGUCCUAACGCGCAUGCGUCCUCCGGCCGUGAUGGUUUCAUUAUUAUUUUCCUCCCCACCGCCUUCGCCAGGCGCCAUUUUGUGCGCUCUUCAGUCACGUCUCGGUCCCAUUUCGUUGAGACGGCUGGAGGUGAAGGGGAGCUGAGGAGCGGCCCCGGCGGAGGCCCGAGACAAACGAAGCCAAGAAGCUGUCGGAUGGUGAUUGGACGAGUGGAACAUGGCGGAGAAAAGCCAGGCGAAGCGAUUACGGGAGGGAGAAGACAGAAAAAUGGACUGGCGCAAAUGGAAGCAGGAAAAGAAGGAGGAGAUGAAGAAAUGGAAGGAGCUGAAGCUGUUGAGGAAACUGGAUAAGAAGAUGAUGCAGGAAGUGACAGAGAAACAGAAAGAGGAGGAAAAGCCCAUUGAAGAUAAAGGACGGAACUACACGGUCAGCGUUGCCCUUCCAGGCUCCAUUCUCAGCAACGCCCAGUCGGCAGAGUUGCGGACUUACCUUGCCGGGCAGAUUGCCAGGGCCUGUGUCAUCUUCUGCGUGGACGAGAUUGUGGUGUUUGAUGAGCAAGGGGAGGAUUCAAAGACGGUGGAAGGUGAAUUUGAAGGGAUCAAGAAGAGAGGUCAGGCGUGUGUGCAGCUGGCACGGAUUCUGCAGUACCUGGAAUGUCCCCAAUACCUUAGGAAGUCUUUUUUCCCCAAACACCAGGACCUCCAGUUUGCAGGGCUCUUAAACCCCUUAGACAGCCCCCACCACGUGCGGAUAGGGGAGGAAUCAGAGUAUCGGGAAGGAGUGGUUUUGUCACGGCCCACCAAGCCUGGUCGGGGAUCCUUUGUGAACUGUGGAAUGCAAAAGGAGGUACAGAUCGAUAAGCAGUUGGAGGCAGGCCUUCGUGUUACAGUGCGUCUCAACCCACAGCAAAAUCCAGAGAGCAAAACACAGAAGGGGGUGGUCGUUUCAUCGCACCAGCCCCGAACUACUUCUGGGCUCUACUGGGGCUACAGUGUCCGCUUGGCAUCCUGUCUGAGUGCUGUGUUUGCUGAGUCCCCAUAUAAAGAAGGCUACGAUCUCUCCAUUGGAACCUCUGAGCGAGGGGCCUCUGUGGACCAGGCAACUCUGCCUCCUUUCAGACAUGCUCUGAUAGUUUUCGGAGGCUUGCAAGGCCUGGAGGCAAGCGUGGACAUGGACCUAAACCUGGAGGUCACAGAUCCAAGCACCUUGUUUGACUUUUAUUUGAACACCUGUCCGGGGCAGGGCAGCCGCACCAUCAGGACCGAGGAAGCAAUUCUCAUCUCUCUGUCAGCGCUGAGACCUCGGAUCGAAGAAGCAGUGAAGAAAGGUAGCAGCCUCUGAACAGAAGCAGAAACUCAAGCAUCCAACCUGGGCAGACCGUCAUCAAUCUUUACCUCUCCCAGCCAACUUAACACCAAAAUGUGAAGCAGGACCAUCUUCUCUCUCUGGUGGGAGUUCAGGAAACUCACCUCCCUGCUGCCACUGGAUGACUGAGAGCAGAACAGGUUGGAGCAGGGGUCAGCCAACGUUUUCAGCAGGGGGCUGGUCCACUGUCCCUCAGACCUUGCGGGGGACUGGACUAUAUUUUGGAGAAAAAAUGAACGAAUUCCUAUGCCCCACAAACAACCCAGAUAUGCAUUUUAAAUAAAAGCACACAUUCUACUCAUGUAAAAACACGCUGAUUCCCGGACCAUACGCAAGCCGGAUUUAGAAGGCAAUUGGGCCGGAUCUGGCCCCCAGGCCUUGGUUUGCCAACCCAUAGGUUGGAGAGCAGCCAGACACAAACAGAGGGGGAAAGGGGAAAGCACGCCUUGGUUUAAGACCGCUUUGGUUUGAGAACGGAGUUCUGGAAGAGAUUAAGUUCAUAAACCAUGGUACCACUGUAUUGGGGUUUUAGUCUCUGGUUUUUCGCUUUUUGAAAUGCUGGGUCUGUAGGUGGAAACAUUUUGGUUCAGUUAAGAUUGUUUGGGCCAGCUUCAUUAAUUAGCUAUUUGGGUUUGCUUUUGGUCGAAAAAAUGUGCUGAAUAUUAAAUCAUUAAUGCCCUAUCAUUUUGAACAGAGAACAUUGCUACUGAGCAGUUUCAUCCAUUGUAUGAAAGGAAUUGUUUCUUAUAUGGUUUCCUAGAAGUAUUUCAUAUGAGCUUAAGUAUAUUGUAUAAUUUACUUUUGUACUUCCACCAGUUUGAACUCCAUCUUGUACCCCACUUUCAAGAAGCACUUGUUUGAUAUUUGUAGGGGGAAAUAUGCCGGCACCUCCUUCACAGUAUUUAAAUUGUUUUAGUUAAGAAGGAUUUGCAAGCAAUAGAAAUUUACACCAGUUUUCAAAUCAACACAAAAUAAAACAGUUGUGACAUUUACAGAGAAUGAGGUAGAUAUUCAUCAUACUUCUGGCUGCAUAGUCAUCUUGUCAUCUGUGACACACAAGUUGGAAUGGGGUGGGGAGAGGAUGUCCUUCCUCCUUUGUAAUUUACAGUAGCUUAAUUCUGCCACCUGUGGCUAACUUGCUAGGUGUUUCUUUUUGCAGGUUGGAUACAGAAAAUACAGGACUGUUCAUGAAGGUUUUAAGCAGGGCUCCACAAAUUGCUGGGCUUAGUAGUAGUGAGCCAUUUGUAUUGGCCACUGGCUCCUCUCCUACACAGAAUCCUCUGGCACACAUGGGAAGGAGCUGAGUCAGCUUUUCACCUACACUGGACUUUCUCAACACACUGGAAACAGCAAGAGAGAUGCUUGUAAUAUCUUCCAAAUGAGGUACUAAAAGAGGCAGGCUCCUUCUUUGUGUGUGUCAGAGAACUUGGAGAGAGAGAGAGAGAGAGAGAGUAGAGUCUCUUUCCAACCUGUUUUGAAGAAUGUCUGCAAAGAAUGCAAAUGAGGUAGUGUAUCUUGCUUUGUCCAGGACAGGCACCCCCAAACUUAGGCCCUCCAGAUGUUUUAGACUACAAUUCCCAUCUUCCCCGACCACUGGUUGUUAGUUAGGGAUCAUGGGAAUUGUAGGUCAAAACAUCUGGAGGGCCGCAGUUUGGGAAUGCCUGGUCCAGGACAUCUAGGAAUUGCCAGAAAGAGACCAUUAGUAACUGCUGGUCACGCUUGACUGUAUUUAUGGAUGCUUGCACUUGACUACCCAGGACAGUGGUUUUCAAACAGUAGGGCAGCCUCCCUUUAACAUGUGGAAAGAGAAUUCAAAGUCAAAAAGAGAUAGAUCCUUAAGCCAUGUAGAACCUUCCUAUCUAGCAGGCCAAGACAUGAUGGGCUGAACACCCAAGCAGAAAAUCUUCAUUGAUUCAUACUGAGUUUAAGUGGAUGAGUGAGCUCCUACCUAAUUUGGCAGGAGCUUCUCCCUUUUUCUAAAACUGUUACCUUGUUGGAAAAGUGUCCCACAUGCAAAGACCUUUGCAUGCCAUGAGCAGACUGUUGGUUCUGAUUUGACAAGGGGAAUAAUAGGACAGAAUUGAUUGAGAAAGGGGUGGCAAGUUCAUACUGAGCUGGGGUCUAUAAGCUCUUGUACAAAAUGCUGAUACUUUGUAUCUAUUAUUCCAGCAGCAAUUUCUUUCUUUGAAACUUAACCCAAUGAGGCAUCAGAGGGACGCGUUCAGCAUGGCGAUGACAAAUAAACUUGGGAGCACCUUGCAAAGGACCCUGUGGUGCCAAAUGGCAUGUAACGGAGGAUGCUGCCGCCGUUGUGAAGCUGGGCUAUCUAACUCAAGAGGAAGAUAAUCCGCACGGCACAUAGGAUGAGCGGGACAGCUGAGUGAGGGCUGCUGCACUUUAUAUGUUGAUGCCGCAGACAAGAUGGCUGUAAACUACGACUGAGACGGUGCCUUUCAAGUUGCUUACCGUCCUGUUCCAGAGAGCAUUUGGAAAUCAGUGUUUUGUUUAUCCACCAAGCUAUCUGGAAAGAAUUGUGACCAUGAACGUACAGAUCCCUGCAGAAAAUCCUUCCCAAGGCACAGAACGGUGUGAGCUUGUGCGUAUGGCCGGAACCAUGAUGAAACAUCAGCUAUCUUGCUUGCGGGAUUCAGUAAAUUUGUGUUGACUGCUUAUAAACUGUUCUUCAUUAAGCUUUCAUUGUAUCCAAGCACUGACAGAAUGUCUCAAGAUGAACAGAUACUUUAAACACUGAUGAUUUAUGGAAUAAAAGCCUAUUUUAUGAUUA